Acaulospora morrowiae is the source of this 618-nucleotide messenger RNA. NCBI's taxonomy places the organism in Eukaryota, Fungi, Glomeromycota, Glomeromycetes, Diversisporales, Acaulosporaceae. The record is from the annotation of a GenBank genome assembly.
GUCGAUGAUGGAAAAGUUGGUUUGUGUGAUUCGAUGCCUUAUGUUUCUGGAGAUGAAUUCGCUACGAAUGUUAUUCCAUAUUCUAAAAUUCUUCCAGGGAAAUUAUAUAAAGAGCUAGUAAAGUAUUACGUGAAUCCAAGUGAAAACCCGAUAUUUCUCAACUCACCUAAACGUAUAGGAAAGUUGCAAUCAAAUUGGGAUCAAGGUACAGGCUUCAUUUCGCAACAGACUAAAUACCAAACUAGCAAAAUACAACAUCGUUACAACCUCCUUAUUCGUGAAAGUCGAGAUGGCUUUGAUAAAUCUGAUUUCCAGAGAGCAUGCCGAAACAAAGGUUCAACUAUUGCACUCUUCAACAUCAAAGGAUUGGAUUUAAUAGUUGGAGAGUAUAACCCUUUUUCAUGGUCAACUUCUAACAAGCGUAGUACUCAUAUGCAAAGAAGCUUUAUCUUUGCAUUUGGCAACGACUACAGUAAUCCGAUAGAGAUCGGAAAACACGGUAAAUUAAAGAAUUAUAGAACCACUGACGAAGGUUUUAAGUUCGGGUUGGAUUUGACCUUAAAAUUUGCUGAUUCUCACGAUCAAACAAAAUCUACCCUAAAUUAUUGUAACAUUUAG